UCAUCCAUCUUCAUCUUCAUGACAAUAUCGUCUUUCUAGUCUUUAUUCGAGGAAAAAGCAAAUCAAAGUCGCCAAGUUCUAAUAAUCAUGAUAUAGUUUUGAUUAUAUUCAACUUCCCAUCAUAUGGUUCAUGAAUCAUUUCGAUGUUAGACCAUACUGUGGUCAUAAGGAAUUCACAAUAGCCUCGUCUUCAUCCGUCUCAGAUUUAGAACACCAAAACCCAGGACGACUAUCGCGUAGGGCUGAUUCUGUGGUUUCGAUAUCCCUACGCGCAACAGCUCGUAUAAUCAUACCCCUAGAUACACCAACAACCUUAUAGUGCGCAGUGAAUUCGGCGCAUCCAAUCAGUCGAUUUUUCACGAUGGAAAUAGACCCCGCGAACCACUAUUCGCUACGCCUACCAAAACCCAACUAUCUCCCUCACAAAGUUGCCGUGGAUGAACCGGUAGUUAAAAAGUUUAAUAAACCUUUGGACCGGCCAAGCGAUCUUGAAAAUGCCACUUAUCUUUCCAAGGUCAAGCACUUUGUUCACAGCCAUGGCAUCACAAAGCCCAAGGGCUACACCGUGUCAUUUCAUUACAACCCUGAGAUGGAAAGGCAUCAUUUCGGUCAAACACAUCCGAUGAAACCCUGGCGCUUAACUCUCACCAAAAGUCUAGUCUCAUCCUAUGGAAUGAAUUUCGCCAUGGACAACUAUACCGCCCGCGCCGCCACAUAUGAGGAACUCACCUCAUUUCACACAGAUGAUUAUGUCGAAUUUCUCGCCUCAGUUCCGCCUCAGCCACUUCCGCUAGAUGUAGACAAUGCUCAUCCAGACCUUAAGUUCAACUUGGGAGGUAGUGACUGCCCACUUUUCGAGGGACUGUAUGAUUAUUGUUCACUAUCAGCGGGCGGUUCCCUAGACGCCGCGAGAAAAUUGUGUACAGGACAAUCCGACAUCGCCAUAUCAUGGGGCGGGGGGCUACAUCACGCCAAGAAAUCGGAAGCUUCAGGAUUUUGCUAUAUCAACGAUAUUGUCCUUGGUAUAUUACAACUCCUACGCAUCCACCCCCGAGUCCUCUAUAUUGAUAUCGAUGUGCAUCAUGGCGACGGCGUAGAAGAGGCCUUCUUCUCCACAGAUCGUGUUAUGACUGUCUCUUUUCAUAAGUACGAUCCCCAGGUUUUCUUCCCCGGCACCGGCGCUUUAGAAGACAAUGGUCCUAGAAGCGAGCACAAUCCGGGCGCCCACCAUGCUAUCAAUGUUCCCCUCAACGACGGUAUUACUGAUGAGCAAUACGAGUGGCUUUUCAAGAGUGUAAUCUCCAGAAUUGUCGAAAAGUUCAGACCUGGCGCUAUCGCAUUGCAGUGCGGCGCCGACUCCCUUGCUGGAGACAGAUUGGGUAAGUUCAAUCUGCUCGUUCAGGGUCACGCAUCGUGCGUGGAGUACUGUAAGAGUCUGAAUAUUCCCCUCCUCAUGUUUGGCGGGGGUGGUUACACCCCCCGAAAUGUCGCCCGUGCUUGGGCGUAUGAGACAUCUGUUGCCAUCGGUCACAACAAGACCAUCCCCACCGAGAUCCCUAUACAUACACCCUGGCGUGAGCGUUUCCGGCAAGAUACGCUUCUACCCACUCUAGAACAAAUUCUAGGCGAACCGCGUCAGAACAAGAACCCCAAGAAAAAACUAGACGAUAUAAUAGAACACGUCAGCGAGCAACUACGAUUUGUCGAGACCGCACCUAGUGUGCAAUUUUCCACUAUCCCGCCUGAUUUAGGACCUAUCAGAGACGAGGUCGAACAACGAAUUAAGGAAGAAGUCGAGCAGAAAGAUGAAAUAGGGCGAAAACUUCGAGAAGAAGGCGUCGGAGAUCGCAUGGAACUUUAGUCCUUUCCCAGAGACUUUCAGCACUUAGGAUUUUGUGCAAUAGCAGGCUUGGUUUACAUCAGGUGUGUUGGUUCUUACCUAUGAGAUUUCCCUGCCGGAAAUGAUCUGAAAUACCCCUUUGGUGCGUGCUGCAUCCUCUUGGCUUGCGCUGCGUAUCUAGUUCACUAUAACAAGAAACAAAAUUCGGUCACAAUUCCUA
This is a messenger RNA of Hypoxylon trugodes, 2060 nucleotides long. RefSeq names its product histone deacetylase phd1. Bases 362 to 1861 code for a protein of 499 amino acids. Gene Ontology annotation, molecular function: histone deacetylase activity. NCBI's taxonomy places the organism in Eukaryota, Fungi, Ascomycota, Sordariomycetes, Xylariales, Hypoxylaceae. The transcript has a single exon. The record is from RefSeq and is a predicted model, not a curated record.